AUGAGCCGACCGGGAGCAUGGGCACGGGUAGCAACGAAUUUUAGGAAGUGGCUAAAGAAGGAUUGGGCCGAGAAGCGAUACAUCGGCGAAGACGGACAAGGCCUAAAAUAUUAUGAACUGCACGGUACAAAGCACAACGUGAAGAGAGGCUUCGAUCCGCCUUCAGAAAACCCCACGGCGGCGCCGGGCGUCGAAUGGCUAUCCUGGGUGAAGGGAACGAGAAGAUUUCCGCCCAACGAGCAAGAGUUGUUGCUAAACAAGGCGAAGCAACAGGCUCAAUUAGCAGGGAACACGGCAACAGAAAAAAUGGCGCCACAAGUCGAAUCCAAGGGUCCGCCGGCAGGAGGGACCGGCGACGGACCGAAGGCCUACCCGCAAUACAAAGAUCUCGAAAGCGUUCCCGGGUACCGGAAGGGGCGUGAUGACCAA
This is a messenger RNA of Mesorhabditis spiculigera, 429 nucleotides long. NCBI's taxonomy places the organism in Eukaryota, Metazoa, Nematoda, Chromadorea, Rhabditida, Rhabditidae. The record is from the annotation of a GenBank genome assembly.